Vitrella brassicaformis is the source of this 1150-nucleotide messenger RNA. Lineage: Eukaryota; Vitrellaceae. The record is from the annotation of a GenBank genome assembly.
UUUCGUUUUUCCGUUGUUUGAGCAUUCAUCGCGUCAUCGGCCCAUCCCGCACGAACACGCACAAUGACGACAGUGACGGAGGCCGUCCUCGUGUGCCUCCUCUUGUUUGUGGUCCCCCACCACACAGUCGACGCGCAGGAGACAGACGACACCAUCAACGUGUCCGCGCUGAACGCCGACUGUGCCUACGGCAACCAUCGUCUCUACUGCACUGCAUGGGGCAGGCCCACCUUCCUCCACACCACCGUCAUCGAGAGCAAAGGGGCCACCAUGUCGUGUGCAAGCAUUGUGGAGCGCGAGGACCGCUGCUAUGCGGGGAUCAAGGCCGACACCGACCGAUGCUGCCUUGUCGAGAGGGCAGAGGAGCGGGAGCUGGGCCGAACGGGCAUUUGUGGGUGCUCUGGGGACUUCCCCACCAACGCAGACGAGGAGGGGCAGGCGUAUGCGUCGUUCCAAUCACACUCGCCCAAGAACAGCAAGUGCCUGUACAGCUGGGCAAAAGACCACUCCCUCCGACCAUGCAAGACCGAUGACCCCAAACAGCAGUGGAGACUUAUAUCGGUACGCACAUCAUGACCAUUCCUCUCCCUCUCUCUCUCCCGGUCUCCCCUCCUGCUUCUGGCUUCCAGAUACACGACCGUUUCGACGCUCCUGCCUACAAGAUAGUCAGCGGCACGGGCGAGGGCGCCAAGUGCCUCUACAACGACUUCGGCUCGCCAACCGUCAAGAAGUGUGACAAGAGCAGCGCGUCCCUCUGGCACGUCAGCAGCCUUGUCAGCGAGGCGGCAGGCACUGUAGUGGGCGGGGCGGGCUUCUACCAGUUCAAGAGCGUGCGGCAGGGGGCGUGCUUGCAGGCGACGUCGGACGACGUCAAGCUGCGGUCCUGCGACGGGGCCAACCAGAGCCAGUGGUGGAUGCUGUUUGAGGUGGAGGGGCCGGAGAAGCCCAAAGGAGAGGCGUCGGAGUUCUUGGGAAUCGCUUGAUUGCUUCACAGACUGAUUGUUUGGUCUAUGACCCUUGCUCUUCCCUUACCUUCCUGCCUGCCUGCCUGCCCCGCCCACCUGUCUGCUUGUAUGUUUGUUUGUUGUUUGUGUGGGGACAUCGAUCGCAUUCAUUCACAUCACAUCAAUCGAAUCGCUGGUUCCUACCC